GCGUUCACAUUCUGAUUGCUGUUGGCUCAGUGAUGAUGGUUGUUGGGUUCCUUGGUUGCUAUGGUGCCAUCCAGGAGUCCCAGUGUCUUCUAGGAACGUUCUUUGCUUGCCUGGUCAUCCUUUUCGCCUGUGAGGUAGCUGCUGGAAUCUGGGGCUUCAUGCAUAGAGAUACGAUUUCCAAAGAGAUGGUCAACUUCUACGACUCGGUGUUUGAGAAAGCGGUGUCGGAGUCCAAUUUUGAGCCCGACAGGAAGCAGGCUGCUGCGUCCGUGCUGAAAGUCUUUCACGAGACGCUGGAUUGCUGUGGAAAGGGAGGUACUUCCCUGUCAAGUAUCCUGACCAAGGGAUUGUCUACGUUGGGACUCACUGAUCUCUGCCCUAAGUCAGCUGCAAGAAUGGAGAACUGUCACACCAAGAUCAACGACCUGUUCUCUGACAAGAUCUAUCUCAUCGGCAUCGCAGCCCUGGUGGUGGCUGUUAUCAUGAUCUUUGAGAUGAUCUUCAGCAUGGUCCUCUGCUGUGGCAUCCGCAACAGCCCGGUCUACUAAGAGCAGGAGGGAGGGGGGACGGGACGGGGGGACACCACAAGCCCACGACUGAAGGAGAACCUCUUCUGUCCUUUCUUUUUUACAGCCUGUCACAUUCACAUGUACUUGCUUGCCAAAUCAGUCAGUCCUACGAAGAUAAAAGCGAAAUCUGAUUUUUUAUUGUUACUGUCAUCAGUCACAGAUGCUGUUUAUAUUUGACUAACGCUAGUCUACACACCAACACACACGCACACAUAAACACACACACACACACACAAACCUUGCACUUACAUGCAUGCGCACAUCUACACACACAUCCUGACCAGUACGGUCCAUCUCGAAUGAAUAGAUGAUCAAAAUAUGAGAAAUUGCUUCUUUCCAUACAAUUGUAUUCUGCUGGCUUAUUCAAAUGUAUCUGUAUAAACUGUAUAUAUUAUUAGCUGUGCAGUAGGACUGUCUAGCAUGAGUGUUGUGCUGAAUCCUGUACUCUCUGCUUGUCUGCCAACAACCACUAAGGACCAGUGAAAGGAUGAUGGUGAUGUAGCACCAUGCCAGAGGAUCUGAACUAACCGAAGCCAUAGAGAGGUCUCUCCUAGACUCCCUGCCUUAUAGUGUGUCCAUCGUUCGUUGUGUGUUAUCCUGUCUUAACUCUUCGUGACUGUACACUAACUAUCAGUAUGGGGUUUGAUUCCACUAUACAGUUUACUAAUAGGCUAUUUUAUAAUUCUCCCUCCUUUAUACGGACCCCAUGUCUCAUACCGGCCACUUUGCAUAGCAGUUUCUUUGAUUUCCUCCAGGUCUAUUUAACCUCUGAUGAGAUGCUCUGUUGGCUUUGGCUGCUAGCAUGAUGUAAUGAGACCUGGGCGCGAUGCCUUCUGCUGAACCCGACGUUUUCUGUCUCCACCACCAGAGGGCGCUCUUGGCUACGGCCAUGGCUCCUCGUAGGGGGACAGUGGGUAGAGCCAAUCAACAAGCUGAUCCUGGAUCAGUCUUAUGUUUCUCAACUGAUGCUUUGACAAACCGACCUUUAGUCUGUGGCCAGGGGCAACUUCAUUCCAGACCUCUUUUCCUAUCUGUUCACUGGCCUUCAGAAAGAGGCCAUGCUCAGUGGGUCACGCGUGAUACGCACGCACUCACACACAUACAUACACACACAUACACACACAAACACACACAGAGAGAGAGAUUCCCACUUAUGCACAUACAUAUUUACUGUAUCAUGAAGUGUAAUCCUAAAUACUGUCAGUCUUUCUUCACCAACAGAUUACCACGCCUUGGUAUCCUGUUAUUUCUAUGCUGUUAAGCGGUCAAGUGUCUUGUAACAUGUACAGCUAUACUCUUCUACUAAUGACUUAUGUAAAGACAGUGUAAGCCUUUAUCUGUUGUUUGGUACGUUGUCAAGGGAAACAGCUGGGGAUUUCAGUGGCAGUGUUCUGAAGUCAGUUGAGUUUGAAAACGAGAACCAUGUGUGCUGGAGAGCAUACCAGCGGCAGAGUGUGUGCUGAGCGGGGCUGAGGGUGGAUUGAUAAGAAAGACGAGGGCCAGCUAAACCAGCAGAGCUCUGGUCUGGUGCUGUAGUCUAUGUCACUGCCUUACCGAGACUCACUAGCUCACCGCCACUCAAAUCUGGGCCUUUUCUCUCCUGUUUUAGACUUCGGUUUGGUUUGUUGCCCAAAUAUUAAGGGAUUAAAUGUAUUUUA
Molecule: messenger RNA, 2227 nt
Organism: Osmerus eperlanus (European smelt)
Lineage: Eukaryota; Metazoa; Chordata; Actinopteri; Osmeriformes; Osmeridae
Product: CD81 antigen-like
Exons: 6
Coding region: 33-548 (171 amino acids)
Cellular component (GO): plasma membrane
Source: RefSeq, a predicted model, not a curated record